Triticum urartu is the source of this 1046-nucleotide messenger RNA. The record is from RefSeq and is a predicted model, not a curated record. Lineage: Eukaryota; Viridiplantae; Streptophyta; Magnoliopsida; Poales; Poaceae.
CAUAUGCCUCACUACUCACUCAUCCAUCACAGCUUAGCAGCAAUCACCAGUGCCUUAGACACUCUCGAUCAGCAAACUCUAGCUCAUCAGCCCUAGCUAAGCUUGUUACAUUUGUUGCCUAGCAAGCAAUGGAGUACGCAAAAACCAUAGCUGGCCUGUUCGCCAUGCUGCUCCUUGGUCCGGCUCUGGCCACCGACUCUGACCCUCUCCAGGACUUUUGUGUCGCUGACCUGGACGGCAAGGCGGUCUCGGUGAACGGGCACCCAUGCAAGCCCAUGUCGGAGGCCGGCGACGACUUCCUCUUCUCGUCCAAGCUGGCCAAGGCCGGCAACACGUCCACCCCAAACGGCUCGGCCGUGACGGAGCUUGACGUGGUUGAGUGGCCCGGUACCAACACGCUGGGCGUGUCGAUGAACCGUGUGGACUUCGCGCCGGGGGGCACCAACCCGCCACACAUCCAUCCCCGUGCCACCGAGAUCGGCAUCGUGAUGAAAGGUGAGCUCCUUGUUGGAGUCCUUGGCAGCCUUGACUCGGGGAACAAGCUCUACUCUAGGAUGGUGCGCGCUGGGGAGACGUUCCUCAUCCCGCGCGGCCUCAUGCACUUCCAGUUCAACGUCGGUAAGACCGAUGCUUCCAUGGUCGUCUCCUUCAACAGCCAAAACCCCGGCAUCGUCUUUGUGCCGCUCACGCUUUUCGGCUCCAACCCGCCCAUCCCAACGCCGGUGCUCACCAAGGCGCUCCGGGUGGAGGCCGGGGUCGUGGAACUUCUCAAGUCCAAGUUCUCCGCUGGGUUUUAAUUCCUGGGAGCCUUCCCUGAAAUGAUCAAAAUAUAAUUCAAUGUAUAUGUUUGCUAGCAAAAUUUAAUAAUUCUCAGCAGAAGACGUGCAUUCAAGCUUCUGGUUAAUCUCACAUGCACUUCUAAUAAUAUUGAAUAAGUUAGCCUCAUGGUUUAGCCUUCAGAUCCAGUAUGGGGAAUUGUAUGUACUACUUUUUAUUGUCGUCUUUGUUCUUUUCAUUGAAUGGAAUAUAUGAUUAGCGUUUUCGUA